Messenger RNA from Neltuma alba, 3127 nucleotides. RefSeq names its product phosphatidylinositol 4-phosphate 5-kinase 1. The transcript has 8 exons. Gene Ontology annotation, molecular function: ATP binding; 1-phosphatidylinositol-4-phosphate 5-kinase activity. Gene Ontology annotation, cellular component: plasma membrane. Bases 315 to 2621 code for a protein of 768 amino acids. NCBI's taxonomy places the organism in Eukaryota, Viridiplantae, Streptophyta, Magnoliopsida, Fabales, Fabaceae. Gene Ontology annotation, biological process: phosphatidylinositol phosphate biosynthetic process. The record is from RefSeq and is a predicted model, not a curated record.
UGUAUCUUUUCCCUUUCCCUUAAAAAUUAAAACCCGCAUCCUCUUUCCGUCACUCUAUCCGCUUCCUUCCUGUGCCUGGGUCGCUCUGUAGGAUUCCCACCCAUUUUCCCCAAACGCCAGAGCACCAAAAGAGAAGGGAAAGGGAAAGUGAGACCGAGGAAGAAAGUUCUAGAGAGAGAAAUCGACGGAUGUGCUCGCCUUCCCCCCGCGACACGCUGACAGCCAUCAGGGGAGAGACAGCCAAUACUCUGCAAUUUCACUGACUGUGAUUGCCGGAAAUGCAUUGAUUUGGGUGACUCAUUCGUCAACACAAAAUGCUUGCAGCACUCGUGGGCGAUGAGCCCACUGACGUUCUUUCCAGCUCCAAGAAGGAUAAAUCAGAGGCUGAUAAGAUGGACAAGGAGGGCCAUAAGCCUUCCCCGCCUGUUAUUGUGGUUGCCCGGAGUCGCUCCCAGGGAGGUACCCGAAGAGUCACCCCUACCGGUCUGUCCAUCGCCUCUGACUGCUUGACUUCCCCGGUAGAGAAGCAUUUACCUAACGGGGAUUUUUACAUGGGCAGCUUCUCCGGGAAUGUUCCUCACGGAUCGGGGAAAUACUUGUGGACCGACGGCUGCAUGUACGAGGGGGAGUGGAAGAAAGGCAAAGCUGCCGGGAAAGGCAAAUUUUCUUGGCCUUCCGGAGCAACAUAUGAGGGCGAAUUUAAAGCGGGUCGGAUGGAAGGUUUCGGUACUUUUACUGGAUCCGAUGGCGACACAUACCGCGGCACCUGGAGUGCUGAUCGGAAACACGGGUAUGGGCAGAAACGCUACGCCAACGGCGAUUUCUAUGAAGGGUCGUGGAAACGGAACCUUCAGGAUGGCCAGGGCCGGUACGUAUGGAUGAAUGGGAAUGAGUAUGUAGGGGAGUGGAAGAACGGUGUAAUCUCUGGAAGAGGCGUGCUUAUUUGGGCGAAUGGGAAUCGGUAUGAAGGGCAAUGGGAGAACGGCGUUCCCAAAGGAGAAGGGAUUUUCACUUGGCCUGAUGGAAGCUGCUAUAUAGGCAACUGGAACAAGGAUAUGGAAAUAAAGCAGUUGAAUGGCACUUUCUACCCUGGUUAUGGAAAAGAGAACUAUCUUAUGAGCAAUGGGCCGUUAACGGGUGAUAAUUUGACAAUAACGAUGAGGAAGAGGUCGUCCGUGGAUAGUGCUAGAAGGAGCAUCACUGAGAAGAAUUUUCCGAGAAUUUGCAUAUGGGAAUCAGAUGGAGAAGCGGGUGAUAUAACAUGUGAUAUCAUUGAUAAUGUGGAAGCAUCCAUGUUUUAUAGGGAUGGAAAGGGGUUAGAACGAGAUGAUAUAAAGCAGUUUCGGCGGAACUCGUGGUGUUUCCCCGGGGAGGUGAAAAGACCAGGGCAAACCAUUUUCAAGGGGCACAAGAAUUAUGAUUUAAUGCUUAAUCUGCAGUUGGGCAUAAGACACUCCGUUGGGAAGGAAGCUUCAAUAUCGCGGGAGCUUAAACCAAGUGAUUUUGAUCCGAAGGAGAAGUUUUGGACCAGGUUUCCUCCGGAAGGAUCCAAGAUUACACCGCCUCAUCAAUCAGCGGAGUUCCGGUGGAAAGAUUACUGCCCUAUGGUUUUUAGACAAUUGAGGAAGCUGUUUCAGGUGGAUCCUGCUGAUUACAUGUUAGCCAUAUGCGGGGAUGAUGCCCUUAGGGAGCUUUCUUCUCCGGGGAAGAGUGGAAGUGUCUUUUAUUUGACUCAGGACGACAGAUUCAUGAUAAAGACAGUGAAGAAAUCAGAAGUCAAGGUGCUUAUUCGGAUGCUUCGAAGUUAUUACCAGCAUGUUUCUAAAUAUGAGAAUUCACUUGUCACGAAGUUCUAUGGGGUACACUGUGUCAAACCAAUUGGAGGGCAAAAGACGCGGUUCAUUGUGAUGGGGAAUCUUUUCUGCUCAGAAUAUCCAAUCCAUAGACGAUUUGAUUUGAAAGGAUCUUCUCAUGGCCGAAUGACAGAUAAGCCUGAGGAGGAGAUUGACGAGACCACAACCUUGAAGGACCUUGAUCUCAAUUUUGUCUUUCGUCUACAGCAAAGUUGGUACCAGGAUUUCAUCAAGCAAAUCGAGAGAGAUUGUGAGUUCUUGGAGUCUGAGGGUAUAAUGGAUUACAGUCUUCUGGUUGGCCUUCACUUUCGUGAUGAUAACAAUUAUGACAAAAUGGGGCUGUCGCCAUUUGUUUUACGCACAGGAAAUCGGGAUUCUUAUCAGAUUGAAAAGUUCAUGCGAGGGUGUCGCUUUCUUGAAGCUGAACUUCAAGAUAGGGAUCGAGUUAUAUCUGGCCGGAAAUCAUUGAUUAGGUUGGGAGCCAAUAUGCCAGCAAGAGCAGAGCGGAUGGCUCGGAGGAGUGAUUUUGAUCAAUACACCAUGGGUGGUAUCAGUCAUCUGACCCCUUAUCGAUGCGGAGAGACAUAUGACGUGGUCCUGUACUUUGGGAUUAUUGACAUUUUGCAGGAUUAUGAUAUCAGCAAGAAGUUGGAGCGAGCUUACAAAUCUUUGCAAGUCGAUGCCACUUCAAUAUCGGCAGUGGAUCCAAAGCUGUAUUCAAAGCGAUUCCGUGAUUUUGUGGGGAGAGUUUUCACGGAGGACAUGUAGUGGCGAGUAAUGAUGAGAUGGAAUGUUUGUCAUUCUGGUUGAAUUCACCUGCUUGAUUGCAACAUCUUGGAAACAGCUUCGGCUUUGGAGACCCUGGGCAGAGGUGGGGACUUCCGCUACGACCAUUUGGUUAACACGCCAUUGUUUCUGCCUCCAUGAUAUCAUCAGGAAGCUUGCCAAGAAUUAAGGUUGCUUGUGGCUGAAUUUUGAAGAUGCAGCCUUAUGGUUUGCGCUGUUCGGGGUAGGAGUUUGUACAUGGAGAUUGGAGGGAAAUUUGUUUUUUUUUUUUUUGGGGGGGGGGGAGUUUUAAGUACGGAGGUGGGUAUUUAUAAAAAAUUUUGCGGUUACAAAAUGGGAUAGGAUGACGUGAGAUAGGUAGAGGGGGCGAAGCUUUAUAUGUCCCGGAUAUCCAAAAUGCUUGGAUGAUUGAAAAUAAAGAAAUUGUACAGUUCGUAUAUAUAUAGAUGAUGAAUGAUGAUAGCCGAGAGAUUUUUUUCCUUGUUUGA